AUGCAAGUGGUCAACAAUGUCACUGAGUUUACAUUCCUAGGACUUUCCCAAGAUCCCAGAAUGCAACUGAUUUUCUUUGCCCUAUUUCUCCUCUUCUACAUCGUGAUCAUAGUGGGAAAUCUGUUCAUUUUGCUUACAGUCUUUUCUGAUCCUCGACUCCACACACCCAUGUAUUUCUUCCUCAGUAACCUGUCCUUUGUAGACAUUGCCUAUUCCUCAGCCACUGCACCCAAGAUGAUUGAAGACUUUGUUUCUGAGAAAAAGACUAUUUCCUACUGGGGCUGUGUAACUCAGAUGUUUACCUUCCACUUUUUUGGUUGCGCUGAGAUUUUUGUUUUGACUGUCAUGGCUUUUGACCGUUAUGCCGCCAUCUGCCAACCUCUUCGUUAUACCACCAUCAUGAGUGCCAAUGCUUGUAUUGUGCUGGCAUCACUGUCCUGGUUAGGAGCCCUGGGUCAUUCCUUUUUUCAGACCCUCCUGACCUUUCAGCUGCCUUUCUGCAAUGCUCGGGUCAUUGACCACUACUUUUGUGAUGUGCACCCAGUCCUAAAACUUGCUUGUGCUGAUACAACCCUGGUAAAUAUGUUGGUGAUUGCCAAUAGUGGUCUAAUCUCUCUGGGCUGUUUCCUCAUUCUUCUGGCCUCCUACACAGUAAUUCUAUUUAGUCUUCGGAAGCGGUCUGCAAAGAGCCGGCAUAAGGCUCUCUCAACCUGUGGAUCUCAUCUGACUGUAGUAACUUUCUUCUUUGUCCCUUGUAUUUUUAUUUAUCUUCGUCCAUCCACUACUUUCCCACUGGAUAAGGCUGUGUCUGUGUUCUAUACUACCAUCACUCGAAUGCUAAACCCACUCAUCUAUACUUUGAGGAACGAGGGUGUGAAGAAUGCCAUGAAACGACUAUGGAGUCGCAAGUUCUCCUUGAAGGAAAAGUUUAAGGGAUAG
This is a messenger RNA of Equus quagga, 939 nucleotides long. RefSeq names its product olfactory receptor 4S2-like. Gene Ontology annotation, molecular function: olfactory receptor activity; G protein-coupled receptor activity. Gene Ontology annotation, biological process: G protein-coupled receptor signaling pathway. NCBI's taxonomy places the organism in Eukaryota, Metazoa, Chordata, Mammalia, Perissodactyla, Equidae. The transcript has a single exon. The record is from RefSeq and is a predicted model, not a curated record. Gene Ontology annotation, cellular component: membrane. The coding region runs from base 1 to 939 and encodes 312 amino acids.